AUGGGUCAGUCGUCCUCAACGCCGCCGCGGCCGCCGCUCUCCGAGGAAUCGAAGAAAAUUGCUGAAGAGGUGAAACGACAUCCGGUGGUUGUUUACACGAAGGAUGGGUGUGGGUACUGUGUUAUGGCGAAGAAUGAGCUUUACGAGGAUGGAAUCAAAUAUACGGAAAAGAACCUCAAUGCCAUUGCUCAAGUCAAUCCUGACGGAGUUCAAGCCUAUCUCCAAGGUCUCGUCGAUCUAACUCGCCAGAAAACGGUUCCGCAAAUUUUCGUCUGCGGAAAAUUCCUUGGAGGCUAUACUGAACUUCAUGCGGCUCGCCCUAACCUUGCCACGAUUCUGGAGACGUGCUCCGUCGACAAUGGCGAGACUCUACGAAGAGAAUUUGCCGCGAAGAUUUGA
Molecule: messenger RNA, 399 nt
Organism: Caenorhabditis bovis
Lineage: Eukaryota; Metazoa; Nematoda; Chromadorea; Rhabditida; Rhabditidae
Source: the annotation of a GenBank genome assembly